GUAAAGAAGCCCCUCGAUGAAGAGCAGCAAGCCACGCAGAUCCAGGCCUGGUGGCGGGGCACCCUGGUGCGCCGGACGCUGCUGCACGCCGCGCUCUGCGCCUCCAUCAUCCAGCGCUGGUGGAGGCAGGUGCUGCGGGAGCUGCCAUUGUUGAAGCAGAAGAGGCAGCUGGAGGCCUACACUCAGCAGACGUGGGCGGCGGUCAAGCUGCAGUCCUGGUUCCGCAUGUGGCGCGUCCGCCUCCGUUACCUCCGCCUGCUGCAGGCCACCCGCAUCAUCCAGCUGUACUGGC
Messenger RNA from Myotis brandtii (Brandt's bat), 292 nucleotides. Its product is annotated as IQ domain-containing protein F5-like. The annotation marks the transcript as partial. Gene Ontology annotation, molecular function: calmodulin binding. Lineage: Eukaryota; Metazoa; Chordata; Mammalia; Chiroptera; Vespertilionidae. The record is from RefSeq and is a predicted model, not a curated record. The transcript has a single exon.